CUACAAACUAUGUUUCAGCCAACUGCUGUGUUAUCAGUAUCUUGUCAACAGUAGGCUAUUAAGGUUUUGAGGAAUCAAAAGUUAAAUGCAGAUUUUCAGCUUCAUGGGGGUGGCGCCUGUGGGCUGUCCACCAUGUUGUUCAAGGACCUAUUGCACGAUUGAUUUUGUACGUUAAUGUUGUGUAUUGCGACCUUGCUGAGCUCGUUUGCUACCUCUGAUAGUUUUUCAGUGGGUUCCUUUGGAUUUUCUGUAUGUAAGAUCAUGUGAUCUACGAAUAGCUAUAGUUGUACUCCUUGUUUUCUAAUUUGUAUUCCUUUGAUUCUGUUUUCUUGCCUUCUGGCCCUGGCUGGAAGCUCCAGCACAGCGCUGCGUGGGAAUGGUGGGAGUGGACGUCCUUGCCUUGCUGCUGAUCCCCGGGAGGAGUUUGCUCUCUCAUCACUGUCGUGAGCGGUCACCUUUGUCCCAGUGUCCAAGGUAAGCGGACGAGCGGAGGCUGAUGACAUCCUUGCCGCUGUCCGCCCAACCACAAGCCUUGUGACCAUCAUGCUGGCCAAUAAUGAGACCGGUGUCAUCAUGCCUAUCCCUGAAAUCAGUCACCGCAUUAAGGCCCUGAACCAGAGGCGGGCAGCUGCUGGACUGCCCCCCGUCCUUGUGCACACAGACGCUGCACAGGCCCUGGGGAAAAGGCGUGUGGACGUGGAGGACCUGGGUGUGGACUUCCUCACAAUUGUGGGGCACAAGUUCUACGGUCCCAGGAUUGGAGCACUUUACGUACGAGGGCUCGGUGAGCUCACCCCUCUGUACCCUAUGCUGUUUGGAGGUGGACAGGAGCGGAAUUUCAGGCCAGGGACCGAGAACACCCCAAUGAUUGCUGGCCUUGGGAAGGCUGCUGAGCUGGUGGCCCAGAACUGUGAGGCUUAUGCAGCCCACAUGAGGGACAUCCGGGAUUACCUGGAGGAGAGGCUGGAGGCUGAAUUUGAUAAGAGAAUCCAUUUGAAUAGCCAGUUUCCAGGGGCGGAGCGGCUUCCCAACACCUGUAACUUCUCCAUCCGGGGAGCCCAGCUUCAAGGCCAUGUCGUGCUUGCGCAGUGCCGGACGCUGCUGGCCAGUGUGGGGGCCGCUUGCCACUCAGACCAAGGGGACCAGCCAUCCCCAGUGCUGCUGAGCUGCGGCAUCCCCUUUGAUGUGGCCAGGAACGCCAUCCGGCUCAGCGUGGGCCGCAGCACCAGCCGGACUGAGGUGGACCUGGUGGUGCAGGACCUGAAGCAGGCCGUGGCCCAGCUGGAGGGUCAGGCCUCGUCAGGCCACCCUUGCUCAUAGGAAGAUACCACAGGACGCCAGGCACUUUACCUUCCGUCCCUCUGGGGGCUGUGCUGGGAUGACUGUCUUGUCUCUCCCAGUAGUUACUCUGCCCUGGGGUGUCUGGGGGGCAGGGGUGUUCUGGGCAUCCUUCCCCAGAAAUGGAUCUGCCCAGCCCCCAGACCCCACGUACAGCCCACAGGCCAGGACACCAGUGCCCACAUAGGACCGUCCCCCAGCUACUACUGUCAGGUGUGACUUUGAAGUGGGACACUUCAGCCACGUCCACGCUGCCCACAGGGAGUUGGGCCUGUCAUGAACUUCCCUUCCUAGAAGGUGGGGGUUUUAUCUGGAAGGUAAAGUCCAAGUGCUUAUAACUCAUUUUCAGCUAAUUGCUGUCGUGAAAAUAGGAAACCUGGGCUCGGCACCUGUGGCUCAAGCAGCUAAGGCGCCAGCCACAUACACCUAAGGUGGCGGGUUCGAAUCCCCAGCCCGGGCCCA
Otolemur garnettii (small-eared galago) is the source of this 1800-nucleotide messenger RNA. RefSeq names its product selenocysteine lyase (gene SCLY). The record is from RefSeq and is a predicted model, not a curated record. NCBI's taxonomy places the organism in Eukaryota, Metazoa, Chordata, Mammalia, Primates, Galagidae. The coding region runs from base 544 to 1320 and encodes 258 amino acids. The transcript is spliced from 9 exons.